GAAGAGAAGCUACAGAGUUCCUAUAUGUGAAGCACAUUUGAAGAGCACACCCCAACCACAAACAGCUUAGAGUGCACAAGAUUCAACGAGUAAAACAUUAUGAACAUGAGUAUCGGACAACGACAUGCGAAGAGAUAAGCAUCAUGUCUGUGCAAGGUGGCAUAGCAAUCUAUCCCUCAGGAGUCAAUGAUUCAGACAACAAUCAAAGCACAUGCAGGAUACAUCCUGAAGAAAGCAAUGAAACCAUCUUGCCUUGGCUCUAUCUCUUUUUGGCUGUCCUGGGCCUUCCAACCAAUGGGAUAGUCUUGGUGGAUCUUUGGAGAUCAGAGAGGACACCCACUGUCAUCUUCACUUUGAAUAUAAUUGUGUCGGACCUGCUGAUUUGCUGCAGUUUUUUCUUCAGGAUAGCCUACUACAAAGAGAACAUCAAUUGGCUAUCUGGAUCUCCAGCCUGCAAUGCAGUAGAGCUGAUCAAUUUUUCUUGCUUCUACAUUAACCUCUAUUGUAACAUGAGCUUCCUUUUGUGGACCAGCAUCAAUCGCUAUGCCACGGUGGUAAAACCAGGCUACGCUUUCUUUCGGAUCUUUAAACGUACUCUGUCUAGUUGGAUCCUCUGCUUUUCUACCUGGUCGGUUAUCACCACAGUCGUCAGCACUAGCAUGGGACUUAAACUGAGUCUACAAAUCAACGGGACCUGCUUUGACCAAGUUGUCAACAGUUACAUUCUCUAUCGAGGUCAAUUCAAAACUAUCCACUGUGUUGGUGUUUCAGCAUUCUUCUUCAUUUUGUGCUUGAUGUUGGUCAGCUAUAGCCUGCUGGUCUUCCAUCUGCAGAAGGUGAGGGGAGCUAGAUUUGGACCCGGAGGAACUCUAAAGGUUCGCAGAAAGAUCCUGGCCUCAGUCAUAAUGUUUGUCCUAUGCUUCCUACCCUACCAUGUGCAAAGGAUCAUCUUAUUAUUAACAUCAGAUAAUGAAAACUGUCAAGCAAAGUACAGGAUAAAAACAAGCACCAUCUUCAUUGCAGCUCUUAGCUGUUGCCUGCAUCCCAUCCUUCAGCUGGUGUUUCGUUUGCGCUGCUGUCGGGCAAAUCGCAACACCAGGGUCAAACCCAAACCUGAAGCCUCCAAGAGCCUGGACACACCUCAGAUACAUACUAUACAUGUGACCGAAAACAUUGAAGAACCGCAGAAAAAUGGAACUGAAUUAAGCCAUGAACCAAAGAAAAAUGAAACUGAAUGAAGCCACCAACCAACACAGUUCUGAAGAAUUUGGUUUGCAACUUUGCAUUUCCUGUGUGACGCAUUCGGCAUACUGUGAAACAUGCUAACCUCAGGGAGCUGUGU
This is a messenger RNA of Rhinichthys klamathensis goyatoka, 1342 nucleotides long. RefSeq names its product G protein-coupled receptor 82 (gene gpr82). Gene Ontology annotation, cellular component: plasma membrane. The coding region runs from base 144 to 1238 and encodes 364 amino acids. Gene Ontology annotation, biological process: G protein-coupled receptor signaling pathway. Gene Ontology annotation, molecular function: G protein-coupled UTP receptor activity; A1 adenosine receptor binding. NCBI's taxonomy places the organism in Eukaryota, Metazoa, Chordata, Actinopteri, Cypriniformes, Leuciscidae. The transcript is spliced from 2 exons. The record is from RefSeq and is a predicted model, not a curated record.